Molecule: messenger RNA, 937 nt
Organism: Zea mays
Lineage: Eukaryota; Viridiplantae; Streptophyta; Magnoliopsida; Poales; Poaceae
Source: RefSeq, marked predicted
CCAUCACAUUCCCAAACCCUCCGUCGACCCCUCCUCCUCGAUCUACACCGGCGAUCGGCGGCGAGUGAUGGGGUGGGCGACGCGGUUCCUGGCGGCGGUGUGCUUCUUUGCUGCGGGUGUCCUCUUCGUCCCCGAGGCUCUCCUUGGUUCCCCCUCCGGCGCAGGCGCCGUCACCGCUGCCAAGCUGGCCCACGUCCUCUCCUUUGCCACUUCCUGGGGCGCCGCCCUCUGGGCCACCUUUAUCGGCGGCAUCAUCAUGUUCAAGAACCUGCCGAGGCACAUGUUCGGCAACUUGCAGAGCAAGAUGUUCCCGGCCUACUUCACGCUUAUCUCUGCCUGCGCAGCCAUCUCGGUCGCCACCUUCUCGCACCUCCACCCGUGGAAGACGGCGUCCACCGUGGAGCGCUACCAGCUUGGAUUCCUCCUAUCAGCGCUCGGUUGCAAUCUCUCCAACCUGCUAGUCUUCACCCCCAUGACAAUUGAGAUGAUGAAGAAGAGGCACAAGAUUGAGCGGGACCUGAGUAUCGGUGAGGAAGUGGGAUGGUCAAAGAAUCAGCAGGUGGCUAAAUCCAACCCCACCCUUGCUGCAAUGAACAAGAAGUUUGGGAUGAUCCACGGGCUGUCAUCACUGGCCAACAUCAUGUCGUUUGGUAGCUUGGCCAUGCACUCCUGGUACCUGGCCAGCAAGCUGGAGCUGUGAAGAGGAGCCAAGACGUCUUCCAUCUCCGCGUUCUUGUGAAUUUUAUCACUAUGGUGGUAAUGGUGCACGUCAGGUUGUCAGAUCGCUAGACUAAACUGUACGAUUGCGCUAUUGGCUUCACAAGAUAAUAAAUUGUACUCCUAGUUAAAAAAAGAAAUCCUGUGUUGCAUGGAGCUCCCAAACUAGUUAUUCAAAAUCAGAAUAAUUCAGCCAACAACGUGGUAUUUGUUGAUCUUU